Ornithodoros turicata is the source of this 5386-nucleotide messenger RNA. RefSeq names its product NAD-dependent protein deacetylase sirtuin-2-like (gene Sirt2). Gene Ontology annotation, molecular function: NAD+ binding; histone deacetylase activity, NAD-dependent. The transcript has 16 exons. NCBI's taxonomy places the organism in Eukaryota, Metazoa, Arthropoda, Arachnida, Ixodida, Argasidae. Gene Ontology annotation, cellular component: nucleus. Bases 132 to 1529 code for a protein of 465 amino acids. The record is from RefSeq and is a predicted model, not a curated record.
AACUCGCUCUAAAUACAACCUCGCUUCCCGAAAAUGGUGAUGGGCAGACGUCGUCUAGUGUGAUACGCGGAUACGCUUCGUAGGAGCGUAGUUUUAUGUUCACAAUGUGCAUCGUUUGAUCUGAAUUUAUCAUGGACAAAAAAGACAAAUUACAAGAUGCCGCGGAAUUGGCGAAAUUACUUCCCGAAAGCGCCACGUCGUCCUCAGGGAAUUCAGAACGGGACACAAGCACUAAUACGGCAGUGCUGACGACUACGAGCGUUGCUUCGUCGUCGGCGACUUCUCAGGGGCCCUCAAGCAAUAGGGUAUCGCUUGACGAAACACCGCAGUCGUCUAAGUUUCAAAAUCAGCAACCCGAUGCGGAUGAUGCGGAAGAAGGAGGUGACUUAUUGAGCAACUUGAGUCAGUACCUCUCCAGGAAGCUGGGCUUUGCCACUGAAGAUGGACCAGUUCAUGUAUUGGAUGAGCCUACAGUGGAUGGUAUCAUCCGCUACAUGCAAGGCGGAAAAUGCAGGAACAUUAUUGCUAUGAUUGGAGCAGGAAUUUCAACCGCCGCGGGCAUCCCAGAUUUUCGCAGCCCCAGCAGCGGCAUCUACUCCAAGUUGGGCAAAUACAACCUUCCCUCACCUGAAUCCAUAUUUGAGAUCAACUAUUUCAGGCGCAAUCCAGCCCCCUUCUUUGCGUUGGCUAAGCAGCUUCUUCCACAGGACCUCAAGCCCACUCUGAGUCAUUUCUUCCUCCGUCUGCUGCACGAAAAGGGACUGUUGUUGCGACUUUACACGCAGAACAUUGACUCCUUGGAACGUAUGGCCGGUGUACCCGCAGAAAAACUGGUGGAGGCACAUGGAACGUUCCACACAUCGCACUGUCUCGAUCCUGAGUGUAACACAGAAUAUUCUUUGCAGUGGCUCAGAGAAAAAAUUGCCACGGAAGCAGUUCCUGUUUGUCCUCAUUGCAAUACUCCUGUCAAGCCCGACAUUGUGUUCUUUGGAGAGAGGUUGCCAGAAAGAUUCUUUCAGCUGGCUGAUGAGGAUUUUGCAAAAUGUGAUCUUCUUCUUAUCAUUGGGACUUCACUUCAAGUGCAGCCAUUUGCUGGAUUGGUGGACAGGGUACACAACUCCAUUCCGCGACUACUUAUCAACUUGGAAAAAUGUGGCCAAGGCAACCUGAUGAGCAAAAUCUUUGGCUUCAGCUGUGGCUUGGAUUUUGACUCUGAAGCAAACUAUCGGGACGUUGCCUUGCUCGGCACCUGUGAUGACGGCUGCAGGCAGAUUGCGCAGCUCCUGGGCUGGAAGGAAGAGUUAGAGAAGCUAGUGGCACAGUACCAGAGCGACAUGAAGGCAGAAGCAGACGCGAUUGCCGCAGCAGCGGCUGCAGCAGAGGCUACCCGCAUAGCGGAAGAAAGGGCUAAAGCUGCGAAAGAAGCCGCUCAGAAGCCGUCUAGUGGUUCUAACGCAGGCACACCGGGAGAUGCAACAGAUAAGAAAGAGCAAAAGAAAACCGUGACAUCACCAGAUGCCCAGAAGUGAAGUUUGAAGCGAAGCAGUGAUACAACGAAAGUUUUCUUACGCGUUCCGACGACUCCUCAGCAGCUACACAGCAGCACACCACCUGCCGAACACCCUUCCGGUGUGUUGCUUGCACCGCAUUUGGGGAUGUAAACUUUAUGCUGCAGGUACAAUUCCUUGUUCCUCAUCUCCUCCUUUCCACUUUUGUUUCUUGAUUACUGAUGGUAAUUAUUGUGACAGACACAUGUUACGUCUGUGUGUUAAUCAGCGUGCUCGAAAACCUUUGGUGUUUUUUCGUCUUUCUUUUAAAAUCUUCAGCAUGAAUCUGUCACUGUGCAUGCCAUAUGACAGUGAAAGCAUGUGUGGAAAUAAAGUGUAUUGAGUAAUGCAAGUACUUUACGGUAGUAUAAUUAUAUCGAAAAGGGGAAAAAAAAGAAAACACUGUCAAGGAGCCCGCGAAGAGGGAAUCACACACGUAACAUGAAAAACGGUUAGGAGCAACUAAGAUUUAUUUGAACAAGAACUUUCGUGUAAGAGACUGCACUUCUGCGUAAGUAUGAACAGCGUAAUUAUUUGUAACGGUGAUGUUACUUUAAAUUAAUUUUUCUUUCAACAUCCUGUAGCUGUGGCAUCAGUAGCUUAGAGAGUAAUACAUUCUACCAUAAUAAAUUUUUAGUCGACAAAGAAUACGAUCAAAAUUUUGCGACUGAAAUAUAAAAAUAUUACAGCACCAGCAGCGUAGCUAAUCGGAGUUUCGUUGGUACAUCGCUGAUACAUGACAGUUGAGUAAGGGCCUUGUAGAUCUCAAAUCUUCAACAAUGGUUUGAUCAAUCAGUGAUGGACCAUGAACAACUUUUGAGGAACUUACAAAAUGUGCAGCUGGACACUGUUGUGAGAGGACCACCUCACGAUGAAAUGCGACGGUUUAUCAUGUAGCCAGUGCACUGCUGGUUUUCACUGUGCUAUACGUCACAACCUACAAAAUCAACGAAAUUUGUGCAGUUUUUCAACUGUUCCUGUAAAUAAUGACAGUGUCUGGAAUCUUUUGGGAAAUUUGCUAUAGUGCUGUACAUCCUUAAUUGAACGCAGAAAGCGUUUUGCAUCAGAGUGUCUGGCCAUGUACCCGUGAUGCAAAAAUGGAAAGCAUCCAAUGAGACCCGCAAUAGUGGUCCCUCUGAGGCAAACAGCUCUUAUUGGCCAUAUUGAGGUGGAACCAUGUGACACAGAAUGACCAACGCACAAUUGUAGCUCCUCAGCAGUGCGAUAGUAACAUACAGAAAGACAGCGCUUGUUAUGAAAGCAGAGCGGGUGAUUCUUCCUGGCUGGCUACUAGUGUGGAAUGCUGUUGGAUGGCAGAUCAAGAUUGUGUAAUUAUUGUGUAAAGUCACGUUUGCCGGAAACUGGCACCGUAAGAGGUCUCAUCUACUAGUUCAAGACAUAUCUAUAUCAGAGAAAAUUAGGAGACAUAUCAAGAAUACAGAUUCUGUUCGCACCUAUCCCUGUGUUGUAUGUAUGCUGCAUGAUGAAGGAUUUUACGGCAGAGUUUCAACAUAUUUCUAGCGAGCUGUAUCCCUGCAGACCUCAAUAUGGCACGUUGAAAAGUUCUGAGCCGCUUCUAGAGAAUCUUUUAAAGAUGCAAAGUUGAGCAGUAGAUGAUGACUUUGUGACAUCACCAGCACCUUCCCGUCCAAUGAAAAGCUCGACAAGACCUGGCACCUCCCCUGUGCCAUGUAGACGCUGAUUAGUUAGUUCCCCCUUUUGAGACAAAUUGGGUCAAGCACCUCAGACAUGUUGCCUGGACAUGACCAGGUAUGGCACUACGCUGAUAAUAUUGGUCCCUUCAGUACCCAUACUCGUAGGUGGCGCCGUAGGUUGGCGGGAAGAUUCGUCCCGCUACCUCUGUGGGGAGUUUUCCGAGGGAUCAUUCAAAUUUUCUCAGUUAGUCACGUGUGCUCUAGCGUGUCUAAAUAGGAUGUGGUCAACGUCUUCCUCCUGUUUUCUGCAAAGCGGCAGUUCCUCCUUCCCCCGAUAUGUCCUUCCUCUUACCCUCUCCGAGUCCCAUAGAUGGUUCUUUGGCAACGGCUAACGGUUCUUGGUCCCAUAAAGCCAUUAGCUGAAUAACAUUUUCUGAUCCUCAAGGUGUAGCCAAACGAGGAGCACAAAACUGAACGGAAGUCUCCCACAUGCCCAGACACGAAACACGUUGCUAAACAGGCGCGGGGCAGUGCACAGGUCUGCUCCGAUUGCUCGUAUGUCACUGUGUCGUCUGCUACUGCUCUAACUGCCCGUACGUAAAAUGCGGAAACUGUAGGUCUCCGCGACUUGGCUGCACUCGCUGCACCUCCCUUUCUUUUUUUUCUUUUCCAGAGCCACGUACAUCCUCACCCGUCACUUUCCCGUUCAUUUUUGUAAAAUUGUGUGUCUGGUUCUGUUGGAUAGGGACAGGACACAACCAUGUCGAGCGGACUAUAAAUGCGUGUCUCUGGCGUAGAAAAGGAAUCGUUUGCCAAAUUUUUGGUAACGGUGUAUUAAAUGAAAGCCAAGCACCUAAAAACGAAAAGGAACGGCGCGAGUGGCAUUUGUUUUGGAAGCGAUGGUGGAGCGCCAGUGUCACAGCUGCACGCUUUGACUGUCCGAACACACUCGUGGCACCAUCGCGCAACUUUCCAGAACCAGUGCAGCGAGUGCAGCCCUUCAAUCCAAAGAAACUUCAUACGUUGCAGAAAACAUUCUAACGGCAACAAAAAGAUAGAGUACAUGGACCACGUGCAGGCACUCCUGAUGUUAAUGACACUGCAAAAAAAAAAAAAAAAAGCAGAAGUAUGAAAUUUUCAAUGUGAUCAUGGCCACACAGCCCAGUCAGUGUUUGCAGCUGCGGGCAAACGUGCUGCCACCUGUGGGCCUUCAGUUGCUGUACGGGGCAUUUUUGUUAAUCGUUUAUAAAAUUUGUAUAAUAAAUAAAUAAAUAAAAAUAAUAAUUUGUAUUUGUGCCAUUUUCAUAGGUGGGAUAUGCGGCCAGGUGGACAUCUUGUGAGAAAUUGUGUGCAACUACUGGACGACUAAUUACCUAAAGUUUAUUAAUUAACUUUUAAUUGGAUGUUUUUGGGGAAAUGGGAGAUAGCAAAAUUGGAGGGAGUUGUUAUUUAAAUCUGCCCUCUUUCCUAAAUAUUCUGAAAACAAGCACGUACAUUGAUAAAUUUAUUGUAAAAACUGUCUCACAUUUUCCCGAAAACCUUUAGUUAAAGGGUGAAUUAAUGAAUUUUAGGUAAUUAGUCACGCAAUAGUUGCAUGCGCUUUCCCACAGGGUGCCCGCACAGGCCACGUAACACCCCUGCAAUAAUGGCAUCAGUGCUGCUCUCAGUUUGUUUUUUAAAAAAAUCUAAAGGAUAAAGACAACACCCUGUACAUUCUGAGCCUUGUGAAGCCAUUAUCACAUUGGAAAGAUUUCUUUGUACAACAUUUAAAAUUUUCUCUUUGGGCCAUGCUUGUGGGUAGUGUAUGUUUUUUUUUAUAUGUUUUUGUUUCCGCAGCCACUGCUGAGUUCUUUUAUAGUCCCAUGAGAUAUCUAUUUGUAGAAGCCUAGCCAUAUUGUUAGCAUUCCUCAAUUUUAUUGCUAUGCCUUUGACUAGUUGGCUAUUAAAGGAGUAAUUACUUUCAUAAAUGCAAUCAACAAUUCAUGUAGCAAUAUUUAUUGACAGCUCUGUGGCAAAUUGUGCGCGCAGGGUGUAAAAAUAUUCUGCGUUAAAAAUAUAUAUCGAGUGAAUAUACAUGUGCGUCAAUAUUUCUAUUUAUCCAAGUUGGAAGUGAACACUUAUAUAUUUAUUCACUCGUUGACGAUGUACACUAAAAGUUGUCAUUAAAAACUUCAUUACUCUGGA